Echinops telfairi (small Madagascar hedgehog) is the source of this 3643-nucleotide messenger RNA. It is a transcript of the gene PRKAG3, whose product is annotated as protein kinase AMP-activated non-catalytic subunit gamma 3. NCBI's taxonomy places the organism in Eukaryota, Metazoa, Chordata, Mammalia, Afrosoricida, Tenrecidae. The record is from RefSeq and is a predicted model, not a curated record. Bases 192 to 1589 code for a protein of 465 amino acids. The transcript is spliced from 14 exons.
CGCUGGCUGCAUGGAGCUGAGCUAGAGCACGCACUGUGCAGGACCUCAUCCUGAAACAACCCUGGGAAGCUUGAGCAUCAAGAAACCUGUAGUUUUAAGACAUGGCCCCCAAUCCUGACCUCACCGCUUACUAGCUGUGUGAUUUGUAGCAAAUUGCUGAACGUCUCUGCACUUCAGGUCGCUCCCUAGACAUGAGUUUCCUAGAGCCAGGCGAGAGUCCCUCGUGGCCCUCACCGACCAUGGCCACCAGAUCAGACCGAACCCGUGGGAAACAGGGGGCCAAGACCUCGAGAUGGACAAGGCAGGAGGCUGCGGAGGAAGGAGAGCCACCAGGCCGGGGGGAAGGUUCCCCGCCCAGGCCAGCUGCUUCGUCCUCUGGGCUAGAGGCCACAUUCCUCAAGACCACACCCUUGGCCCAGGCUGCUCCCCUGGCCUGGGCGGGCACCCCACCAGCAGGCUGGGAUUUCCUGCAGCCUGACUAUGCCAUCUCAGCCGUGGGCUCCAGCACAGACGAACUGGAGCUGAGCUUAGAGCUCCCUGUCACAGCAGCCGGGGAGUGGGAGCUCGAAGACCUGGUGGAUGAGAGGGCAGCCCCGUGCCCAUCCCCAAAGGCCCUGCUGCCUACGCUGGGCUGGGAUGAUGAGCUUCAGAAACCUGGGGCCCAGGUGUACAUGCACUUCAUGCAGGAGCAUACCUGCUACGAUGCCAUGGCCACCAGCUCCAAGCUGGUCAUCUUCGACACCAUGCUGGAGAUCAAGAAGGCCUUCUUCGCCUUAGUGGCCAAUGGAGUGCGGGCAGCACCUCUGUGGGACAGCAGGAAGCAGAGCUUCGUAGGCAUGCUGACCAUCACGGACUUCAUCUUGGUGCUGCACCGAUACUACAAGUCCCCUCUGGUCCAGAUCUAUGAGAUUGAAGAACAUAAGAUCGAGACCUGGAGGGAGAUUUACCUGCAAGGCUGCUUCAAGCCCCUGGUCUCCAUCUCUCCCAAUGACAGCCUGUUCGAGGCCGUCUACGCCCUCACCAAGAACCGGAUUCACCGCCUACCCGUCCUGGACCCGACUUCCGGCGCUGUGCUUCACAUCCUCACCCACAAGCGGCUGCUGAAGUUCCUGCACAUCUUUGGCGCCCUGCUGCCCCAGCCCUCCUUCCUCGCCCGCACCAUCCAAGAGCUGGGCAUCGGCACAUUCCGAGACUUGGCUGUGGUGCAGGAAACGGCACCCGUGCUGACCGCGCUGGACAUCUUUGUGGACCGGCGUGUGUCUGCGCUGCCCGUGGUCAACGAAACUGGUCUGGUCGUGGGCCUCUACUCCCGCUUUGAUGUGAUCCACCUAGCAGCCCAGAAAACCUACAACCACCUGGACAUGAGUGUGGGCGAGGCCCUGAGGAUGAGGACGCUGUGUCUGGAAGGAGUCCUUUGCUGCCAGCCUCAUGAGACCCUGGGGGAAAUCAUCGACAGGAUUGCCCGGGAGCAGGUACACCGGCUGGUGCUAGUGGAUGAGACCCAGCAUCUCCUGGGCGUGAUCUCUCUCUCUGACAUCCUUCAGGCACUGGUGCUCAGCCCCGCUGGCAUUGAUGCCCUUGGUGCCUAAGACUAUCGGAGUCCUCACUACAGGCCACCUUCCACACCUGGAAGUCAGUGGAAGCAGUUGGGGGACUUGGCCUUCAGCUGCUUUCCCCCAACCCCAUUUGACUGUUCAGCUCUGGUUCAGGUAGGCUCUGACCUGGGCCAUUGGCCUCGGCAAUGAGACCAACAAGCUCUUGGUCUUGUUGGGCUCCCAGAUCUCAGAUUGGGGCGCUUUGAGGAUGAUGGUGACCCAGCCGAUAGCCGAGCAGCCACCUGGAGGCCAUAAGUGUAAGGACUCACUGGGGUCCUGUUUUGAACUAAGGCUACAAAGGCCCUCCUACUAAGGGUGGGCAGAGGCUGGGGUCAAGGUGAGGAUAGCAGUGUGGUGGCAGAUCAGCUGGGAAGAUUUGCCUGCUCCCUCGCAUUCAAUUCUCAUCUGCUUGGAAUUCCGCUGGAAGAAAGCAAAUAAUAAACCUUUGUUGAAUGGAAUUUCCAUUCUCGGUAAGAACUAAGGCUUAAACCAUCAGUACCCUGGGGAGGUGGGGAGGUAUUCCACCGAAGAAAUGCUCAUCCAUAAAUUCUACUUGAGCUCAGACGUUUUCCAGAGGGCCUAUUUGCUAUGUAUUCUAGAAGGGUAGAGCAUAAAUUCUGCCUACUUGGCAGUGGAAGGCAAGACCAAGGUUCCCUCUCUGAAGGGUCACCUUCUUCCCUUCUCUCUUCCUCGCAGUCUUCUCCAGCCCUCCCUAAUUGUCCAUGCCCUGUUUUUGCUCCCAGAAGCCCUUGGGAAUCCCCAGUGCAUCAUGGGAUGAUAACACUAAAGAAAACAGCUGAGUCAAGCCUGGAGGUCCUUGAAGCAGGAGCACUGGGAUUGCCUCAGGGCCAUCUUUGCUCCAUGCCCAUCCCCAACCCCUUUCCAUCCGCUUGGGUUGUGGCUGACUGGGCCCAGCCCACAGGUUUAGUCAAAGGCUCUGGAUCCCUUGAUUUCCGGCUGACCACUAGUGUCCCCAGCUCCUGGAAGCCCCAGGUGCCCUUUCCCCAUGGACUCAGCUCUUUGUGUUGCUCACCACUCCACUCCUACUCUCCCAGCACUGUCCUCUCCCAGCCCCUCCGGGGUCUCCACGGAGCUUCUAAACCAGUUAUUCUUAGUGCUGCCUGCUUGAGGGGGGUGGGGGUGGGGGAGGGUCUCCUUCCAAUCUGACACAGGAAAGGCUUUCGCUUGAACAGGAUUCUGCGUCCCCAGUAGUGACCUUUUAUACAGAUCUCUGAGAAUGAACAAUCCCCCAAGCAUAAACAAAUAAAUAAAACGCAGCAGUCCCUUGACUUGGACAACGUAGCUUUCACUUAGAAAUUAGGGUGGUCACUAGACCUGAGUUUGAGGCAAGAUCCCUGUGCUUUCUGAAUUCAAAGGCAAGAAGGAAAAGCUAUAACAGGCACACACUGCAGGUGGCAGCAGCGUUCUCUUCCAUGGAUAGUGUUCUUCCACCUCAAUUAGGUUUUCGAUUACAUACCACAAAACCACAAAGAAAAUAUUCAUCUUAGUUACAUAUGUAACAGGAAUAGGCAGGGGUUUGUUCCCUGAGUUGGGGCUGACUUAAGGGCACCUAGCAGCAGUGGCAUAUUAUAGGUGGUGCCACUGGUAGUGCAAUUGGUUAACACUCUUGGCUCCUAAAUGAAAAGUUGAAGGUUUGAGUCUACCCAGAGGCACCUCGGAAGCAAGAUGUGAUGGUUUACUUUUCAAACUAUUGGAGACGCUAUGGUGAGUCGUCCCACUCACACCCUCGCUGGGGUGCCGUGGGUCAGAAUAGACUUGACAACUGGCAUAUAGUAGGUGCAACUCAGUCUACAAACUCUCAUCGGCAAGAUAUAGGAGAUGACCUUUGUUUUUCUGUAACGGAAUGUAAUUUUGCUAUCAAACUAUUUCAGCAGGUGGUAGAAAUGAACUCAGUCGAUUUGGGGUCCCCGCCCCCCUUGCUUUGGGUUACGUUUUUGAGGGGAAUCUUUAGGUAGUAUAAGCCUUUGUUCCUCAGUCAUUGUCAUCCAUCCGUUCAAAUCAGACUCUGUUAAGACAUCCUCACUCUC